Amborella trichopoda is the source of this 2394-nucleotide messenger RNA. RefSeq names its product Pentatricopeptide repeat (PPR) superfamily protein (gene OTP85). Gene Ontology annotation, biological process: RNA modification. The record is from RefSeq and is a predicted model, not a curated record. Gene Ontology annotation, molecular function: protein binding; RNA binding; zinc ion binding. NCBI's taxonomy places the organism in Eukaryota, Viridiplantae, Streptophyta, Magnoliopsida, Amborellales, Amborellaceae.
CUAGCUACUCCCGUUAAUGCCGUCCAAUCAAGAGUUGGCGGUAUGCGGACAAAUGACUAAAUUACCCAUAUCUUUGAAAACCGGUUAUCGUUCCCUGCUGCGUUAGAGAUAGCGAGCUAGACCACGUUGCUCCCGCGGGAGCAUGUGGUCUUUAGAGAGAGAGACAGAGAGCUUGUGUCUCAAAAUCUCAGUGGGAGAGGUUUCCAUUGCCACAGACAGAGAGAGAGAGGUUUAGGCUUGCAUCAAGGGGUAGAUUGCUUGUGAUUUGCACUGUCAGAUUACCAUUCUGUAAAGACCAUUAAAGUUUUCCAAGCCAGAGAGUGAGGGAAUUUAGUAGAGAGAGAGGAAAUUUGAUUGAGAUAGAAUUUGGGUUCUUUCAACUAUGGCUUCCACAGCGUUACCUCUCAACCCAACCCAUCUCUCUUCUCCUGGCACUCAAAUUUCAGACUCGCCAUCACCACCAUCUCUCUCUCUCCUCUCUAGGUGUGCCACCCUCUCCCAACUCAAGCAAAUCCAAGCCAACACCAUCAAAACCCACCUCCAAAACCACGCCCCCACCCUCUCUAAACUCGCCAGUUUCUGUUCUCUCUCUCUACCUGAACACAUCGAAUAUGCCCAACAAUUGUUCGAUCAAAUCCCAGAACCUAACACUGUCCUCUUCAACACUCUCAUUCGAUCCUAUUCUCGUAGCCACACCCCAAUUCAAGCAAUCAAUCUCUUUGUCAAGAUGCUUACCAAUAACAUUCAACCCGAUAACUAUACAUUCCCUUCAAUUCUCAAGGCUUGUGCAAUGGCUUCAGCUCUCGAAGAAGGCCGAGCUUUGCAUUGCCAUUGCAUAAAGCUCGAGCUUGAUUCGAACAUCUUUGUUCAGCCAACACUCAUACGAAUGUACGCUGAUUGCGGUGCCAUUGAAUCAGCUCAGAAGGUUUUCAAUGCCACAAUGAAAGGGAGGAGUGUGGUCUUAUAUAAUUCGAUGAUCACUGCUUAUGUUCAACGUAGUCGGCCUAAUGAGGCCUUGGCCCUAUUUAGAGAAAUGCAAGCACACAAUACACCACCAAACGAUGUAACAGUUCUUAGCGUGCUCUCCGCUUGCUCUCUACUCGGGGCUGUGGAUUUGGGGAAGUGGGUUCAUGAAUUUGUGAAGAAGAAUGGACUCGAUAUGUUUGUUAAGGUGAACACUGCACUCAUAGAUAUGUAUGCAAAGUGUGGGAGCAUAGAAGAUGCAAAAAUGGUUUUCGAAAAGAUGCCUUUUAGAGAUACGCAGGCUUGGUCUGCCAUGAUUGUUGCAUUUGCAAUACACGGACAAGGAGAGGAUGCACUCACUUUGUUUAGAAAGAUGGAGACUGAGAGAAUCAAACCUGACGAUAUCACAUUCCUUGGUGUUUUGUAUGCUUGUAGCCACACUGGUUUGAUAGACGAGGGGCGAAGGUACUUUGAAAGUAUGAAACGCGUGUAUGGGGUUACAGCAGGAAUAAAGCACUAUGGUUGCAUGGUAGACCUACUCGGUCGAGCAGGUCUCCUAAAUGAGGCCUAUAGUUUCAUCAAAAGCCUCCCGAUCAAGCCAACCCCCAUAUUAUGGCGCACCCUCUUAGCCGCCUGUGGUGUCCAAGGCAAUGUAGAAUUAGGCAAGAGAGUAGCAGAGCAUAUAUUUGAGCACGACCAGGAGCAUGGUGGGGACUAUGUUAUCCUCUCCAAUAUGUGUGCCCAAGCUGGGAAAUGGGACGAUGUGAAUUCAAUUCGUAAACUCAUGUUUGAACGUGGGGUUACGAAAGUACCUGGCUGUAGCUCAAUUGAGGUUGAUAAUGUGGUUCAUGAGUUCUUCUCAGGAGAUGGGAACCACCCUCUAGCUAUGGAGCUACAUAGCAUACUUGAUGAGCUCAUGAAACAGCUUAAGCUUGGUGGUUAUAUACCUCAAACUUCAUUGGUUUUUCAUGUCAAUAUGGGCGAAGAAGAGAAAGAAGCGACACUUCGAUACCAUAGUGAGAAACUGGCCAUGGCUUUUGGGCUCAUAAACACGGCCCCGGGUAGCACCAUGCGCAUUGUGAAGAACCUCAGGGUGUGUGCAGAUUGUCACAGCGUAGCGAAGCUCGUUUCGAAGAUUUUUGAUAGAGAGAUAAUAUUGCGGGAUUUGCAUCGUUUCCACUACUUUAGAGGUGGGUCGUGCUCGUGUGGUGAUUAUUGGUAAAUAAAUUAAGAGGAAAUUAUUGUUAAAUUCUUGAUAUCUUGGGACUUAAAAAAGACCUCUCCAGGAUCUGAGAAUUUUAACUUCUUGGUGGGUUUCACUCUUUGUAAUUUAGUGAUAUUCUCCUCGAUGCACAUGUAUAUUCCAAUUGAUUAGAAAUGUCUGUAUAAAACCAUUGUUUUGUUCUAUGUAACCUUGUCCUUUUUAUUUUG